UAUUCUGUAAUAAACGUUAUGCUUUGGUAUGAAGACACGUUCUGUCCAACAUUGGAGGCCAUUACAGCCCAGUGAUAAGCAGCUUUAAUAUUUUUAACAGAAUCUAAUAAUUAACUAAAACGUGUAUAAAUAGGUCACUUUUCACAGUCCUCCUAAAGAAGACGCACACAAAUCAAAGAAGAAUGGGGUUUCCACCAGUGAUGCUUCUCAUGUGUCUGGUUGUUGGGCUGUCCACCUGCCGGGCAGAAGGUGAAGACAAUCAGAUUCGGGUCACUGAGACCACAGAGGAAGAGCAGGAGAAUCAUCUGACAGAGAGGGUCGCAGAGGACACAGAAACCCCCGAUCAAGAUCUUCAGACGGUAACAGUCGAGGCAUCCAACUCGGGAUCCCCAGAGAAAGGAUGCGAGCCAAACAUCUACAUGGUACUGAAGGAGCUGGGAGCUCUGCAAGAGAGGCAGAAAGCCACUGUGAGCGCCCUGGAGGAAACCAACAGGAAGCUGGAAGCCAGUGAGAAGAAGAUCGACGUCCUUAACAGCUCUCUGACAGAGAUGAGGAGAACUUAUCAAGGACACCAGGUUGCAUUUUCUGCAGCGCUACCAAAAGAUGGGACCAUAGGUCCCGUGAAUGUUCUUUACCCUCUGGUCUACAAACACGUUCUGUCCAACAUCGGAGGCCAUUACAGCCCAGUGACAGGAUACUUUACAGCACCAGUGAGAGGAAUUUAUUACUUUUCCUUUUAUUCAUUUUGUUGGGCGGGUGAUGGAACCUCUGGAGGAAGUCUUUACCGAAAUGAAAAUCAAGUUGUGUCAUGGUACGGUUACACUAAAACUGCCCCCGUCUCUGGCUCUAACAGCGCCAUCUUGCUGCUGCAAGCAGGAGACAUGGUCAACGUCCGCCUCUGGGACGGGAGGAAAAUAAGUGAUAAUGUUAACAAGUACUCCACAUUCAGUGGAUUCUUACUGUCACCAAUGUAAACAUUUAGAAAACAGAAACGGCUUUUUGUGUGGAAAUUGUAAAUAUUUUUUCUACUGUCACUUUCAGACAACUUCAGAUUAAUAUGUUCUUAUACAUUUUAGGUGACAAUACACCUUUGCAAUACAUGUAUCAUUACCCAAUUAAAUAUACAUUCAUCGUUUGAAACUAAAAUUUGAAACUGAAAUUUGCAUUAAUUGUCCAGCUUCUAAGAAAAUGUGUAUCAUCAUAAAUAGUAGAGAAAUGAAACAAGAUAGUGAAACUUUUAGUCUCUAUAUUCCAUAACAACAUUUUCUGUAAAUAAAGAACAUUUGCAAAACAA
This is a messenger RNA of Xiphophorus maculatus (southern platyfish), 1294 nucleotides long. Its product is annotated as complement C1q-like protein 2. The record is from RefSeq and is a predicted model, not a curated record. NCBI's taxonomy places the organism in Eukaryota, Metazoa, Chordata, Actinopteri, Cyprinodontiformes, Poeciliidae. The transcript is spliced from 3 exons. Bases 183 to 974 code for a protein of 263 amino acids. Gene Ontology annotation, molecular function: protein binding.